Molecule: messenger RNA, 1556 nt
Organism: Poecilia reticulata (guppy)
Lineage: Eukaryota; Metazoa; Chordata; Actinopteri; Cyprinodontiformes; Poeciliidae
Source: RefSeq, a predicted model, not a curated record
AAUAAAUGCCAUAAUAUAUCAUGAUAAAAUUUUAAGUCCACAUUACCAACUCCAUACAUGAUUGUGUUUGCUGCGCAGGUUCAGAAUAUUAGCCAAUCAAUGGAGGUGCUAGAUCUGAGAACCUUCCGGGAUCUCCAGUAUGUGAAGAACACCGAGGGUCUAAUGAAAGUCGUCGAUGGAAAGCUGAAGGUGGCCUCUGAAAAUCCCCGAAGCCUCAAUCCAAAGGGCUUUCAGGAGGUAAAAGACAAGGUAAACCAACUGCUCCCCCUGCUGCCAGUGUUGGAACAGUACAAGGCAGAUGCUAAGAUGAUCCUGCGUCUCCGAGAGGAGGUGAGAAACCUUUCCCUGGUGCUUAUGGCCAUCCAGGAGGAGAUGGGAGCCUACGACUAUGAGGAGCUGAGGCAGAGAGUCCUGCUACUGGAGACCAGACUACACUCUUGCAUGCAGAAACUAGGUUGUGGAAAGCUCACCGGUGUCAGCAAUCCGAUCACAGUGCGUGCAUCUGGAUCAAGAUUCGGCUCCUGGAUGACAGACACCAUGAUACCCAGCUCAGACAACAGAGUGUGGUCCAUGGAUGGAUACUUCAAGGGGCGGCGCGUCCUAGAAUACCGCACAAUGAGCGAUUUCAUGAAGGGGCAAAACUUUGUUCAGCACCUGCUGCCGCAUCCGUGGGCCGGCACUGGCCACGUGGUCUAUAACGGCUCGCUGUACUACAACAAGUACCAGAGCAACAUCAUCAUCAAAUACCACUUCCGGUCUCGAAGCGUGCUGGUGCAGCGCAGCCUCAGCGGAGCCGGCUAUAACAACACCUUCCCAUACUCCUGGGGUGGCUCCUCUGAUAUUGACCUCAUGGCGGAUGAGAACGGUCUCUGGGCUGUUUACACCACCAUUAACAAUGCUGGGAACAUUGUCAUCAGCCGCCUGGAGCCCCAGAGUCUGGAGAUUCUUCAAACCUGGGACACGGGCUUCCCAAAGCGCAGUGCUGGAGAGUCUUUUAUGAUCUGUGGCACACUCUACGUCACAAACUCUCACCUCGCCGGUGCCAAGAUCUACUUUGCCUACUAUACCAACACAUCAAGUUAUGAGUACACAGAUAUCCCCUUCCACAAUCAGUACUCCCACAUCUCCAUGAUGGACUAUAACCCCAGAGAGAGGGUCCUGUACACCUGGAACAAUGGACACCAGGUCCUCUAUAACGUCACACUUUUCCAGGUCAUUAAGACAUCUGGAGACUGAGGGCUCAAAGAAAAGACCCACUCAAAAAAUGCUGUGAUCAUUGUUCUAAAAGGACAAAGGAGCAGGGUAGAGAUGGGUACUGUCUGAAGAAAGGGGUUUUGGGGGGGGGUCGAGGUUUUAAUCUGUGGGUACAGGCUUGGGUGUUUUUUUUAAGAAUUUCGAUCUUCAUAGAGUGCUAUUAUUCACAUUCUCCAAAAAAAUGUCCAACAAAAGGUUCGUAAAGACCUAAAGACUGAGCGCCUUUCUGUUUUUCUUUAUGUGAUGAGUAAGCAUGGUUCUUUUUAUCUGUGAUGACAAAUAAACAUCCACUUUAACAUUAA